UCGAUGAGGCAGAGGGGUUUCAGGAGGGUAGAGCCUGGGUUUGGUGCCUCAGGGGUCAUUUUAUGUGAGUUGGAGGAGAGUUGUUCUGGCCUCAUGCAGAGCAGAACCUGUAGCUGUGCUGGGAAGUGCUCAGAGUGAGGACUGAUCAACAUUUACAUCCAGCCCUUUUUAGGGGAAAUGUGAAGAAAGGAGUUAAGAUCCACACAGAGGCGUGUGCUGCUGCAGUAAUUACCCUCUAAUCAAGGUGCUUGGUCUCUGCAGAGGACUGAUACCUUUGAGGGCCAUCACUGUGCCCAAGAGCUGUUAUUUCACACUGGGAUCGCUCCUUGGGCACAGGAGCAGCCUCUGCCUGCUCUGGAGAGGCUCAGGGGUCCAUCAGGGGACAGUUUGGGACUGACACAAGGUGCAGUCUGAGCCAGCCAGGGUAACACCACAGCACUGACUCAUACUUAAAGCUGAGACCCACCAGAGAAUCCGUAGGCAAAUGUGUGGUGCCUUUUUAGCAGUGGCUGCUCCUGAUCAAAUCGAUUUUGGGUACAAAAGAUGAACUUUAAAUGUCUCCAGCGUAUUUUGAGUGUCAGUUGUGCUAUGAAGAGCUCUUUUGUUGUCAGCUUAUAUUUGAACACGUACAAACCCUGCUAGAAAGCUGUUAAUAAACUAUUUGAUCUCUAAGAAAUGCCAAUUUUGUAACAGCUCUUUUGGCAGUGAAAAAAACAUUUCACCUUUUGCAAUGUCCUUUACAUGGAAAACACCAAGAAACCAUGUGAGGAAUUAAAAGUUGAAUCUGCCUCUUUUUAUCUUUGGUUCAGAUUAUACCGAUUUCAAGAUUGGCUUCAGCACCCAGAUCUUGUCUGGGAAUGGCUCUGGAAAAAAAAAAUUAUUUUUGCAUGUCAGGUUAGCAUUGGAAGAGAUAAAGUCUACUUACAUGUACACUGGAUAAUUAUCUUAUUGAAUAACGUUUCCUCUGAAAUCUCAACAGCCAGAUUUCAUCCCAGAGUUGCAGAAAUUGUAACCAGUUGGCUCCUUAAAUCAUUUUUAUGAUGAAGAGUCAUGUUCUUGCACAGAGAGCUGGGUGUAGGUGGCUGGUUGUGGCAGCUCCGGAGUGCCCUAAUUUAAAUAUAACGAAAUUUCCCUUUACUGAACAAUUUACAUAAAAGAGAGGCUUUGAAGAGCCUUGGUGAGAGCAGCAUGAAACAUUUUGUUUAUGGUUGUAACUCGUGUGCCCCAUGUACACAUUUGUGUGUGUGUGUGCAGACUUCCCUAGUGCUGGAGCAGGAUCCUUCUUUCAUGGACUGUGACAGGGCUUAAAGCCAAUACAUAAAUUCCCAGCAGGGAAUUCAUGAGCCCUCCUUAUUCCAUUCAAGCACCAAAACAUUUGAGGAUUUCCUUUUUUUAAGAGUGCAGUGAAAUUUUGUGCCUGCUGCGUGCAAAAUGCCAAUGCUGAAGCGUAAGAACUGGUUUUAUUCUUCCAGCACUGGACAGGAGCUCCAGGUUUGGCCAUUAGCAAUAGUGACCUCGGGUUAUUUGCUGCUUUGGAAACUUGUUAUCAUCUUUUCCAUAAAAUCUGAGAGUGGGUUUGCAGUUUGCUGUGCCUGCUUUGAGAUUUUCCCGGUUGCGCAGGGUUGUUCCCUUGAAGGCUUUUUGCUAAAAGGAAGCCUGAACUUUUUCUGGGGGCACCAACACCAUCUGAACCUCGAGGGAAGGGCUCUGUGUGCUGUGUGUGGUUCCACACUGUCCAAGCCUGUUCCUGUCCCCAUGGGAGCCAAAGUGACCCCGAGUGGGUUUGUGCAGGCGGCGCCUCGUGGGGAGCAGCAGAUGCUGGGCAGCGGAUGUUGGGGUUAGUGAUUCACAGGGGACAGGAAACCAGCAACUGCUCACCAGCCCUGGAGGAACCGGUCCAGCCCCGGCAGCUGCAGCCCAGAGGUGCUGGAGGAGCUGGGACACGUUAGGGAGAGCGGCUGAGGCUGUGGGCUGGAUGUGGCUGGGCCAUGGUGCAGCUGGAGCUGUGGGCGGCCGCGGCGCUGAUGCUGCUCGGGGCGGCCGUCGGCCUCUGCAUCAGGUGCCGGCUCUCAGCUACCGAACAGGAGACACAGCUGAAUGAGCGGAGGAGCCAGCUCGAAAGCCAGCGGAGAUUUGAGGUGAUUCGAUCCCAUACCACUGCAACCCGAAGGCUGGAAAAAACUAAGGAACCCGAAAACUUAUCAAUAGCAAGGAAAGUCACUGAAGAGCUCCGUGCUUCCCAUCACACUGGAUAUGGGAGCAGGGAUGACUCCAGGUACCAGAAUUUCCUGUCAGAGAACUGUCUGCAAGAAGAUGCUGCCUAUGUGGAGCCCAUAUCUCUGGGUUACUACUACAAUUGCCCCAGGUUCUUCGAUCCACUCCGUGGCAGGUCUCCAGGCAAGCAAGCAGAGAAAGAUGAGGAUGAGGAUUCCUAUUCCUAUGAAAAUGUCACCAUUGGAGCAUCCCAGGGCUCUGAUCCAGAUGAUGCUGCAGACUACGAGAACAGCGUGGCAAUACACACGUGGAAACUCCAGCAAGGGCAGGCCCUGCUGACAGAAAGCCUGGAUGAUGAGCCAGACUACAUCAAUGCAGGUCCUGGGUCAGGCCAUGCCCUGCUGUCACAGCAAAGCAUUCUGCACAAAGUCUGAAGAACUCUUUUGCUGAGCUGUAAGAGAGCACCCAGCGAACAUGCACACAGGAAGAGGGGAGAAAUCCAUCCCUCAGUGAAACCUUUUCUCCAAACUGUGCCUGCAAUGAUGUAGAAGGAGUGGUACUGAAAGGAAGAAAUGCACUUUUUGAAGCCCCACAGAAGUCCAACUGCAAACCAGCAACUGGAGAAAAAGCACUCUGCCCCCAGCAACCACAGGCAAGCCCCAGGAUCCUCAUCCCCAUCUCAUUUCCCUGCAUGUCCACUCAAAGGUGGCAAUGUUUUCUCCUGUCAGGCAUGAAAUGAAUCCUUAACUUGCUGGGCAGUAAUGCAGCCAGCUACUUAAUCUGUCAGGGUGACUCAUGCACGAUGGUAUUGAGCCACAGGAAUUACCUUCUGAUUUAGUUCCCGUGCUCUCCUAUAGAAGCAGUUUCCUCCAUGAGAGGAACUGGCAAGGCAGAGGUUGUGUUUGUAACAGCAGUGGUUGUCUGGAGCUGAAUGAGAUUCCAACCUGUUCACAAAAGCUAAAGAGGAUUAAAUGUCUGCCUUAUCCAUGGUUUGUAAUUCA
Messenger RNA from Parus major (Great Tit), 3215 nucleotides. RefSeq names its product linker for activation of T cells family member 2 (gene LAT2). The record is from RefSeq and is a predicted model, not a curated record. The transcript is spliced from 13 exons. NCBI's taxonomy places the organism in Eukaryota, Metazoa, Chordata, Aves, Passeriformes, Paridae. The coding region runs from base 1989 to 2648 and encodes 219 amino acids. Gene Ontology annotation, biological process: B cell activation; calcium-mediated signaling; B cell receptor signaling pathway. Gene Ontology annotation, cellular component: plasma membrane.